Molecule: messenger RNA, 1497 nt
Organism: Ricinus communis (castor bean)
Lineage: Eukaryota; Viridiplantae; Streptophyta; Magnoliopsida; Malpighiales; Euphorbiaceae
Product: glycine-rich cell wall structural protein
Exons: 2
Coding region: 1-1497 (498 amino acids)
Source: RefSeq, a predicted model, not a curated record
AUGGCUAGUAGACGUUUUAUGGUGUUUAUUCUUGGUGCGUUGCUACUCGUUUUUCCUACUGGUGCUAGAAAGCUAUCUGAGAGCAAAAAAGCUGCAAAUGCUGAUAACAAGACCUUCUUCUUCCCCUUUCCUGGUUUUGAUGGUGCACAACUUGGUGGCGGUAGGGGACAAAAGGGGGGGUCUGGCUUUGGUGGUGGAGCUGGAGGCGGGUACGGGUAUGGAAAUGGAGGGUUGGGAGGUGGUGGUGGUGGAGGCAGCGGAGGCGAGGGCUCUGGCUUUGGAGGUGGGUUUGGAGGAGGUUUUGGGUUUGGAGGUGGUGGGAUCGGGGGCGGGGGUGGAGGAGGUGGUGGCGGUGGUGGUGGGGGGAAAGAAUGGGGGAGGCGGGCUUCGAGUAGUGUUGGUUAUGAACGUCAUGAAGUAGAAGAUGAGAACAAAUAUGGUGGUCCAAGUGGAUGGAACUUUGAUGAUGACCACUAUAAUGAAGAUGAAUGUUAUAGAAAUUGGCGGAGUUGCGGAAGUUUCUUUGCAAAUGGUGGCAGAGAUAUUGGUAUGCAAGGUAAAGGUGGUUAUGCUGGUGGAUUUGGGACUGGAGGCGGAGGUGGAGGUGGAGGUGGAGGUGGAAGAGGAGGAGGGGAUGGUGGAAAUGUUGGAGGAAGUGGGCACGGGGAGGGCCAUGGGGCUGGAGGAGGUAACAGUGAUGGUGGUGCUGUUGCUGGAGGAGGAGGUGGUGGUGGUGGUGGUGGUGGUGGUGGAGGAGCAGGUGGAGAUGCAGAUGGUGGGUCAGGACAUGGCGAAGGCCAUGGAGCUGGAGCUGGAGCUGGUAUAGGGAGCAGUGGUGGUGGUGGUGGUGGUGGAGGAGAAGGUGGGGGUAGUGGAGGAGGGAUUGGUGGAGGGUAUGGUCAUGGCAGUGGAUAUGGAGCUGGAGGUGGAGAUAAUGCUGGUGGUGGUGGUGGUGGUGGUGGAGGAGGAGGAGGAGGGGGUGGAGGUGGAGAAGGGGGUGGAAAUGAGAAUGGAGGUUCUGGUGAAGGGUCUGGUCAUGGUAGUGGUUUUGGCGCUGGUAUUGGUGUAGGAAACGGUGGAGGGGGUGGAGGUGGUGGAGGUGAGGGCGGUGGUGGAAAAGGUUCUAGUGGAGGGUAUGGCCAUGGUAGUGGUUUUGGUGCAGGUGGUGGUUUCGGUGGUAAUGGAGGAGGAGGAGGUGGAGGUGGAGGUGGAGGUGGAGGUGGAAGUGGAAGUGGCUUUGGUGGAGGGUCAGGUCAUGGUAGUGGUUAUGGCGGAGGCAUUGGCAUAGGAGGUGUCAGUGGAGGUGGUGAUAGAAGCAACGGUGAAGGAUAUGGACGGGGUGAAGGUGAAGGUUUUGGUUUUGGAGGAGGGAGUGGCGGCAAAGGAGUAGGCACAGGACAAGGAGCUGGGAGGGGUCACAGUGGAAUGGGCAUAGGAUUUGGAAUGGGAAUUGGCUUUGGUUUUGGGAUAGGAAAUGGUAAGGGUGAUGAUCCCUAA